CAGCGGCGGAGCAGAUGGCUACGAACCCCGCCAAACCACCCGGACAGACGGCCAAGAUGAAGAAGGAUGAGUCGCUGCUGGGAAAACUGGGAGGAACGUUAGUCCGCAAAAAGAAGCUGAAAGAAGAUCAAACCCAGCCCUUCCAGCCUCCAUCUGUGUGAACAGCUGCACAGUAAAGUGUGUUUGUGGAAGUGUGUGUGUGUGUCAUUGUGGAAAUGAGCGGUCGUCCUGUUUUUGUCCAGACAGUAACACAGGAGUGACCGUGUGUGUUCAAGUCUCUUGAGUCACUCUUUGUUCAGAAGAAUCUUUUUGGGGAAAGAAUCGUUUUAGAUUAUUUAAAGGUUCAAUAUUCAGCAAUGAUUUCUGGCCUGAUAAACUGACAAGCUUUGGCUGAAAGUCUAACGGUUAUUUUGAGCUUGUCAAUUUGAAAUACUUUUGCAGUUGUCUGAAAGGUGUUUUGUAUGUGACUGCCUUGUUAAGUGGUUGAUAUACUGUGGUGUUUAGUGGUUGCCAGGGUGUUAGUAGUUGUGGGAAGUAACUCAACAUUAUGGUUAUGGUUACACUUUAUUUACACUUUAUUUUUAUUACAAGGUUAAACUUUAUUUUAAGGUGUCCUUAUUACACUGUCCUUUUUCAUAUAAGUACUGACUAAUAUUAACUAUAUGUACACUGGUUUCAAAACAGUAUCAUGGCUUUUAAACUAUAAUUUAUGAUCUUAAACCUGUAUCUAACCUCAGAAGCAUCUCAAAGUAAAAAUAGGUGCUCAAGUCAGAUUUUGUGCUGGCUGUGUUUUAAAAUUAAAUGAUUGCAAUCUUAAUUUUGAAAGUCUGUCGGUAAUCAGUGUUCUGUUGUGAGGUUAUCCCUGCCUGCUUUAAAUGCUUGAAAAUGAUUAUUAGCUGAAAACAUUUGACAGAAAUGUAAAAAAGUAAUCAAAUGUGAUCAGUUACAUUACUUUAAUAAAGUAAUUGAAAUAGUUACACUACUUAUUAUAUUUUAAAUAGGGUAACUUGUCUAUUACAUUCCCAAAGUAACCUUCCCAGCACCUGGUUGUUAGGGUGUUACUGUGGUGUUCAAAUGUACAAGUUGCUAAGGUAUACAGUUUUUUGUCUGGUUAUUAGGGUGUUGUAUGGGUGCUUUGGCUGUUUGUUAGGGCGUUCUGGUUCGUUGUUAGGGUGUUGCUAUAAUUUUCUGGUUGGUUGUUAGUGUUGCUAGGGGGCUUUGUUUGUUCGUUUGGGUGUUCUGGCUGGUUGUUAGAGUGUUGCUAGGGUGCUUUAUUUGUUCGUUUGGGUGUUCUGGCUGGUUGUUAGAGUGUUGCUAGGGUGCUUUGUUUGUUUGGGUGUUCUGGCUGGUUGUUAGAGUGUUGCUAGGGUGCUUUGUUUGUUUGGGUGUUCUGGCUGGUUGUUAGAGUGUUACUAGGGUGCUUUGUUUGUUCGUUUGGGUGUUCUGGCUGGUUGUUAGAGUGUUGCUAGGGUGCUUUGUUUGUUUGGGUGUUCUGGCUGGUUGUUAGAGUGUUACUAGGGUGCUUUAUUUGUAUGUUUGGGUGUUCUGGCUGGUUGUUAGAAUGUUGCUAGGGUGCUUUAUUUGUUUGUUUGGGUGUUCUGGCUGGUUGUUAGAAUGUUGCUAGGGUGCUUUAUUUGUUUGUUUGGGUGUUCUGGCUGGUUGUUAGAAUGUUGCUAGGGUGCUUUAUUUGUUUGUUUGGGUGUUCUGGCUGGUUGUUAGGAUGUGGCUAGGGUUUUCCGAAUGGAUGUUUUGGCUAGUUGCUAAGGUAUCCAGGCUGCAUGGCCUGUAUUCAGAACUGUGCUGAUUGGUGAAUGCAGUUUGAAAACUCUAAGAGGAAACACAAUCAUACAUUUUUCACAAUAUGUAGAAAUUGUGAUUGUUUUUGCUGGUCAUGUGUCUUAGAGAUGAGUGCCUUCAGUUUAAAUGAGGGAAUGUGACGUUUAUAGCGCCACCCAGAGGAAAUUUGUUAGAAAGAGUGGUUUGUUUUCUUCAGGAAAGUAGUAUUUGUUAUGAUUGACAGCAGCAUUUCCCAUCCCUGCUGUGCAGAAGCUGAUCUCAGCAAGCUCUCUGAUAUAUAUGAGGAUGUGUGAGUGUUUGUUUGUGUGUUAGGAUGGUGACUUAUAUAUUAUUGUGUGUGUAUGAGUGAUACUGAGAGAUCUGGCUGUUGCUGCCUCCAUUUGCCAAGUGAGGAACAUGGAUCUCAUGAGUGACCUUCAGGCAGAGGGUAAGAACACCAUCAACGCCCCCCUCCUGCACCCCGGCCCAGAGCUGCUCCCUGAGGACACGUUGCUUGAGGAAAAUUCAGAGAAGACCAUUCUAGACCCCACUUCCAGAGAAGACCUCAAUUUUAAAGACCUCCAGAAGGUUCUCAUUGACUGGAUCAACAGUGAACUGGAGGAGGACCGAAUCAUCGUGAAAGACCUUGAGGAAGAUCUGUAUGAUGGACAGGUGCUGCAGAAACUGUUCGAGAAGCUGUCAGGGCAUAAGCUGAAUGUGGCCGAGGUGACGCAGUCAGAGAUCGGACAGAAGCAGAAACUGCAGACGGUUCUGGAGGCUGUUAAUGGAGUCCUCAGGCCGCUGGACUGGAGCAUGGAGUGGAGUGUCGACUCAAUCCACUCAAAGAACCUGGUGUCCAUCGUGUACCUGCUGCUGGCGCUGGCUAUCUACUACGCGGCACCCAUCCGCUUACCUGAGCAUGUGUCCGUCAAGGUGAUCGUGAUCAAGAAAAAGGAGGGAAUCCUGCAGACUGCUCAUGUGACCAAACAACUCACAAGUACCACAACAGACAUGAUGAUUGGAAGAUCAGAACGUGAUGCUUUUGACACCUUAUUGGAUCACGCACCUGACAAACUCAAUGUAGUGAAAACAUCGCUGAUUACAUUUGUGAAUAAACACUUGAACAAACUGAACCUGGAGGUGACGGAGCUGGAAUCACAGUUUGCAGAUGGUGUCUAUCUGGUGUUACUGAUGGGAUUGUUAGAAAAUUACUUUGUGCCUCUGUACAACUUCUACCUCACUCCUGAAAGCUUCGAACAGAAGGUGCAUAAUGUCUCAUUUGCUUUUGAGCUCAUGCAAGAUGGUGGUUUACAGAAACCCAAAGCGAGACCAGAAGACGUGGUGAACUUGAAUCUGAAGUCAACACUCAGGGUGCUUUACAACCUUUUCACCAACUACAAGAACUCAGAGUAACACUGAAAGAGAUCCGAGGAAAGCCGCUACAUGCCUCACUGAUGCCAGGACUUCUGCGCUCACACAUGCACACACAUCCCCAGUGUUACUUUUAUACGUAAGAAUGAAAUAUUUUGUAUUGUUUGGCUUAUUUAUGCCCAGAAUCGAAUGUAUUUAGCCUUAAUGAUGCGUCAGUGUUGCAGCUCAUUCAAAUAUUUCAUUGACUUACGCAAACGAGGCCUGCCACUGCUUUAAGCACUACACCGGAAUGACUUUUUGUCCUGGAAUGCACUAAAAGAAAUGCUGUAAUUAUUUCAAAUAAACAAAUACUUUCUA
Molecule: messenger RNA, 3504 nt
Organism: Carassius gibelio (silver crucian carp)
Lineage: Eukaryota; Metazoa; Chordata; Actinopteri; Cypriniformes; Cyprinidae
Gene: parvb
Product: parvin, beta
Exons: 14
Coding region: 2194-3189 (331 amino acids)
Biological process (GO): substrate adhesion-dependent cell spreading; actin cytoskeleton organization; establishment or maintenance of cell polarity
Cellular component (GO): actin cytoskeleton; lamellipodium; cytoplasm
Molecular function (GO): actin binding
Source: RefSeq, a predicted model, not a curated record